Linepithema humile (Argentine ant) is the source of this 1226-nucleotide messenger RNA. It is a transcript of the gene slx1, whose product is annotated as Nuclease slx1. Lineage: Eukaryota; Metazoa; Arthropoda; Insecta; Hymenoptera; Formicidae. Gene Ontology annotation, molecular function: 5'-flap endonuclease activity; crossover junction DNA endonuclease activity. Gene Ontology annotation, cellular component: Slx1-Slx4 complex. Gene Ontology annotation, biological process: double-strand break repair via homologous recombination. The record is from RefSeq and is a predicted model, not a curated record.
AUUAUUUCAACAGUUUAACCGCGCGAAUUAAAGACGCUUGCUGUCUUUCAGCGCUAUGUUUCGGUUUGAUAAUGAACUAAAAUCAGUCGUUGCCAUGUCGAUAUCAUAGGUGGUUUUUAAAAAUGGCUGUUCUCAAAAUCAAAACAAAUAACAGCUGUCAAAAACAGCGUACGUUAAUUGAAUGUGUCUUUAUAAACGUAAAUAAUGUGACACUGGUUGUUUUCAAUUCUUGUUUCAAUUCAUGUUUUGAGCAUUUGUUCAAUGAUGGAAGAAGAGCCUGAAGUAGUAGAGCACUUUUUUGGAGUUUAUUUAUUAUACUGCAUGAAUCCAAGGUACAAGGGAAGAACAUAUAUAGGUUACACUGUAGAUCCCAAACGAAGAAUUAAGCAACAUAAUGCCGGUAAGAAGCAUGGUGGAGCUUGGAAAACUAGUAAGAGAGGACCAUGGAACAUGGUCUUAAUUAUUCAUGGAUUCCCUAACAGCACCUCCGCACUUAGAUUUGAAUGGGCUUGGCAGCAUCCACAUGUAAGCAGGCGGCUGAAACACAUUCCUAAGAAAAAGUCAUCGCAGAGAGUGUUUGACUUUUAUUUGACAGUCUUAUCUGAAAUGUUGAAAAUUGGGCCGUGGUGUCGCUUACCCUUGACAAUGCGUUGGUUGGACUAUGAAUUUUCCAAGAAUUAUUAUGGACACAUAUCUCCACCAUUACACAUGCCUAUAUGCUAUGGCAAAGUUACCAGUUGUAAAGCCAAACAAACACAAAGAACAAAAACAAAUAAUGUUUUAUCACAGGAAUCAAAUAUGAUAGCGAAAGAGUCACCACUAUUCUGUUCCCUUUGUGGCUCAAGUAUGAUAGAAGAAGACUUUGUUGGUUGUGUACGAACAAACUGUCUUUUAAUCGCUCACUUGAUCUGUUUAGCAAAAUUAUUCUGCAAGGAUGGAAUGAUUUUACCGAUUGAGGGUACUUGUCCAGCAUGCAAAACCAAUGUCCUCUGGGGAGAUCUUAUAAGAAAAAAAAACGGUUGUUAUCAGGGUCUUUCAGAGACUAACACAGAUUCUCAUUCCAGCGACAGUGACGAUAUUUAAGCAUAAGGAAACACAAUUUUUAUUAAUUAUAAAGUUAAUUAUAAUUCAUAAUCAGUUGUAAAUAUGAAUAUCAUUUAAUUUAGUGUACCAUAGAAAAUGAUCUAACAAGAAGAAUUGUAAGAGGUUGUAAUCGACAAUUAUUU